CUACUCUUUAAUUUGUUCUCUUUCUGUGUCUUUGAUUUUUUGGGUUUGAUAUUCUAUUCUUUUUUUUCUCUGUAUAUUCAGAUACUGACUUCUCUAUUCUUCUAUUGUCAGAAUGAAGAAUUUCACUUGGAUGCAUCCGAUUUUUUGUACAAAUUGAUAGAAAAAAAAAUUGGUAUUCAUGGUUGAUCCUCAGCCCGUUGAGAGUGACACAAUAUGCCCUGCGUAUAAUAUUUUUAAAGUUUCUACACAUGAGUUUAUGUUAAAGCUGAUUGAACGUGUUGAGAAUCGUGCUUUGAAUGCGUGUGCUAUUGUUUCGGCCUCAAAUGUGGCUUCUAUUGAAGACCAUGUUUCACAUAUUUCUGGUUCAGUAUUACCUGCUCACAAAUCUGUUCGUGUGGUGAAUGAAAUUGUUUGCAACAAGAGAUUGGCAUCCCCAUACCGUGAUGUACCAAGAUCUACAAAGCAAAAACUUGAAGAUACCUUUUCUAGGCGUAUAGAUGAAACUUGGAAUGAUAAUGAGGAGGCAUCAUCAUCUAUGAAUAUUUAGGAUCAGAUUCAGUUGUUGCUAAUGUGAUUUGCCUAGAAUGUUUAGUUACAAUGUGUGAUUUAGUUUCUUUGUGUUAAAGAUAUGGUGUUGUAGUUUUCUUGAAUUGGGUUGUUGUGAGUUGGUUGGACUUAGACAUUCUGUUAAUAUUUUACUUGCUGAAGUUCUAAAUUCAAAUGUUUCCUUUUAUUUGAGUAACCUACAAUUUCAGUUGUAACUUUAUUAGUAAA
Messenger RNA from Arachis ipaensis, 774 nucleotides. The record is from RefSeq and is a predicted model, not a curated record. NCBI's taxonomy places the organism in Eukaryota, Viridiplantae, Streptophyta, Magnoliopsida, Fabales, Fabaceae.